Molecule: messenger RNA, 414 nt
Organism: Funneliformis mosseae
Lineage: Eukaryota; Fungi; Glomeromycota; Glomeromycetes; Glomerales; Glomeraceae
Source: the annotation of a GenBank genome assembly
AUGUCUACUUCGCACAAUCCUCAAGACAGUAACGGAUACACUGUAACUUCUAGCGAGACUAUUUCUACUUCACCCUCUGCGCCUCCAAAUAAUAUUAACGAUCAACCUUUACAACCUACUCAAAAUACUACUCAAGAACCUGAAUGUAACCGUCUUUGCUCAAGCUCAAACAAUCUUUUUGAAUUUUAUUUUCAACAUCCUAAUGAUCAAAGAAUUAAUAAAGUUGCAUGUGAAAUGAUUUCACAUUCAAAUAUAGUUCAAUAUUUAAACUUAAAUAUUUAUGGUUUAAGACGAAGCGAACUGCAGCAACAAUCACCCUUGAACUUUUCUAAUAGACACAAAGAAAUCUUGAUUCAAAAUGGGGAUGUUCAACCUCAACAAGGAGAAAGUUCAUUUAAUUCCGGACAGAAUUAA